GCCCGACUGAGUUUUGCUGCUCCGAUUGACUCGGAGCUUGCUUCGGACACGGUCCACUCGCCGUCCCUCGUGGAACCCCUCGGAUAGAGCUUCUCCUUCUUCCGUCAACUCCCCGUCGCCCAGGUGUUUUCUCCUCCGAAACGUGCUACAAACUAGUUCUACUUCCUUCUCCAACUUUCAUAUUAUUUUCGCCACGAUGGGCCCCCGAACUAGAUCACAGAAAGCCGCCGCUGAGCUGGAGGCAACCGAUCCAUCGCCUGCCGUUAACGGGACCUUGCAGGAUUCGCCAAAGAACAGUGCAUCAGUUACUGCUGAUGGGGAUGUGGAGGAAAAUGUGUUCCUUUUCGCUCCGAACUUGAUCGGAUAUGCGCGUGUUGUGUUGACGAUGGCCUCGCUCUACUAUAUGCCCCUCCACCCACGGACGUGCUCCCUCCUUUACAGCGUGUCGUGUCUGUUGGAUGCCCUGGAUGGAUAUGCGGCGCGGUAUUAUAACCAGUCUACCACAUUUGGCGCGGUGCUGGACAUGGUGACAGAUCGAUGCACGACCGCGUGUCUGCUCGUCUUCCUGAGCUCCGCCUGGCCACGGUGGGCCAUCAUCUUCCAGAGCUUGAUCGCUUUGGACAUGGCCAGUCACUACAUGCACAUGUACGCGACUCUUAGCAUGGGAGGUUCCAGCCAGAGUCACAAGAAGGUGGAGGCUAGUCGCAGCUGGAUCUUGUACCAGUAUUACCACAGCAGGACGGUUCUGUUCAUCUGCUGCGCGCUGAAUGAGCUGUUUUUCAUUGGACUGUACCUGCUCUCUUUCUCUUCCCCCACUCUGUCUCCUUCCCUCCUGCAGCCUGUGAGCACUGCCAGCCCCUGGAGUGCUGGGGCUCUGGAGAUGGCGCGUGCGAACAAGAUCGACAGCUUCUGGCCCUGGGUGAUCACUGGCAUUUCGGCUCCUGUCAUGGCUCUGAAGCAGUUCAUCAACGUUGUGCAGCUGGUCAAGGCGAGCAAGUGGCUGGUGGAGGGCGACAUUGCUAGCCGCAAGGCCAUGCGCAAUGGCAAGAAGAACUAAGCCAUGCUGUGACUGUUCAUGGCUGAAGCUGGCUUGAUCUAGCUACCAGUCAACUCGAUAAUGCCCGUUGGGCUACGUUUCCGGGUUCCGGAGGAGUGAUGUUAUGUUCCCCGACCGGGUCAGGUAUUUUCUGCAUGUUUCUGGUGCUUUGAUUGUUUUUGGACAGUCAAGAGUGAUCCAGGAGAU
Molecule: messenger RNA, 1243 nt
Organism: Aspergillus welwitschiae
Lineage: Eukaryota; Fungi; Ascomycota; Eurotiomycetes; Eurotiales; Aspergillaceae
Product: CDP-diacylglycerol--inositol 3-phosphatidyltransferase
Exons: 3
Coding region: 197-1057 (286 amino acids)
Biological process (GO): phosphatidylinositol biosynthetic process
Cellular component (GO): membrane; Golgi apparatus
Molecular function (GO): CDP-diacylglycerol-inositol 3-phosphatidyltransferase activity
Source: RefSeq, a predicted model, not a curated record